CGCAUUAUCAUUAUGAUAUUAUCAAUAAGUAAUAUUGGAUAAUUUAAAUAAUCAAUUAAAUUGGCGGUAUCUAAUCUACCUAUUUGCUUUUUAGUCAAAUAAUUCCCUCCGAAAGUAUGGCUGUGUUUUGGGAGCAUUUUCUGUUAUUAUGCGUCCUACCAGCCUCGCUAGUAGCUCACAUCCCCGACUCUAGCUACUCGUACUAUGGCUGGUCUGAAGCUGGUUAUGCUCUACCAACAUCUCGUCUCGACAAUGCGGAAAGUGCGAAGCGUCUGAUGGCACUGCGUGACGUCAUGAGUGUCAACAACAUCGACGCUUACGUCAUACCCACGGCUGAUGCUCAUCAGUCAACCUACAUAGCCCCCUCGGACGCCCGCCGCGAGUGGAUCUCCGGCCUGUCCGGCUCAUCCGGGACGGCGGUGGUGACGUCAUCCGAGGCUCUGGUCUGGACCGACGGCCGCUACUACACGCAGUUUGAGAUACAAGUGGACCAGCAGCUGUGGACGCUCAUGAAGCAAGUGAACGCUACCAUCCCGCAAUGGCUGUCGACUCUCCCCGCCGGGUCGGUGGUGGGGAUCGACCCCUCCACCUACACCCGGACCGAGUGGACUAGUCUGGAGGCUACUCUAGCCAAGAGCCAGAUAACUCUGACAGCGACGCCAGCGAACCUGGUGGACGUGGCGAGAACUAACAUCGACGACCCCCCUCCACCGAGACCCAACUACCCACUACUGCCUCUGGGGGUUGAGUAUACUGGAAGGCGAGCAAGUGAGAAAAUAUCGGAUUUGGUGUCACAGAUCAGAGACAAAGGAGCCAAAGCCUUGGUGAUAACUGCACUGGACGAAGUCGCGUACACUUUGAAUCUCCGUGGCUCGGAUAUUCCCUACAAUCCAGUAUUCUUCGCGUAUCUCAUCAUACGAGUGGAUAUUACCACAGACAACGUAAUUCUGUUCUGGGGACAAGGCGAGCUGGCCCUGGACGUGGUUCAACACCUGGCCACAGAGGGCGUUAGUGUGCUAGUGCGCCCGUAUAGAGACGUGUUUGAGUACUUGGAUGUUUACACUGGUACGCUGGCAGAGGGCAGCACUAUUUGGUUAUCAAAGGACAGCAGCCAUGAGAUUUUCAUUGCCGCCGAACACGAUGGGAAAAUCAAGACGGAAGCUACGAUUUCACCAGUCGCGCUCAUGAAAAUUGUCAAGAACGAAGUUGAACUCGAGGGUUUCACAACAGCCCACAUCAAGGACGGCGUGGCGGUGGUGCGCGCGCUGCGCUGGGCGGAGACCCAAGUCAGGGCCGGGGUCCAGGUCACUGAGGUGGAGCUGUCCGACAAGCUGGAUGAGAUGAGGGCAGAGGAGUCCGACUACAUGGGCCCAUCAUUCGCGACGAUCGUGGGCGCGGGCGCCAACGGAGCCAUCAUACACUACAAGCCGUCUCGGGAGGGCGAGCAGACUGUUAUUAAACCUGAUGACAUGCUGUUGGUGGACUCUGGGGGACAGUAUAAACAAGGCACCACCGACAUAACCCGCACGCGGCACCUGGCGACCCCCACGGAACAACAACGUCUCGCGUUCACGCUGGUGCUGAAGGGACAGAUCAUGCUCGCCACCGCCGUGUUUCCGAGGGGGUUGACUGGCACAGCAGUAGAAUCCUUCGCCCGAGUCCACCUCUGGCGGCGCGGGCUGGACUACGCGCACGGCACCGGCCACGGCGUGGGGCACUUCCUCAACGUGCACGAGGGACCCAACCGGAUUAAUGCAGCCCCUAGAGACGACCCGGGGGUGCAGCCGGGCAUGGUUUAUAGUAAUGAGCCUGGCUACUACGAGGUGGGCGAGUACGGCAUCAGACACGAGGACCUUAUGGUUUCCAUUGAGAUGAACAAGGAUGUAGAGCAUAUCUAUGCCGACCAAAUGCGAGGAGACUUCGCGGGUCGCGGCGCCGUAGCGUUCCACACGAUCUCGCUGGCGCCGCACCAGACCUCCAGCCUGGACGUGUCACUACUCACUGAUGAAGAGAUAAAAUACCUGAACGACUACCACGCCCGCGUCCUAUCGACGCUGGGCCCGAUACUGCAGAGCCGCAACUUGUCUGAGGACUACCAGUGGCUGGUGUCAGAGUGUGCGCCAAUAACUAACGCCGCCAUCUUGUUGACGGCGACGCCAUUGCUGCUGUUGGCCGCGCUUUGUCUAUGGUUUUAGAUUUGGCAUUUGUGAUUGGUAUUCUGUUGU
Plutella xylostella (diamondback moth) is the source of this 2225-nucleotide messenger RNA. Its product is annotated as xaa-Pro aminopeptidase ApepP. Gene Ontology annotation, molecular function: metalloaminopeptidase activity. NCBI's taxonomy places the organism in Eukaryota, Metazoa, Arthropoda, Insecta, Lepidoptera, Plutellidae. The record is from RefSeq and is a predicted model, not a curated record.